Manduca sexta (tobacco hornworm) is the source of this 2730-nucleotide messenger RNA. Its product is annotated as eyes absent homolog 2-like. Gene Ontology annotation, cellular component: nucleus. The record is from RefSeq and is a predicted model, not a curated record. Gene Ontology annotation, molecular function: protein tyrosine phosphatase activity. Lineage: Eukaryota; Metazoa; Arthropoda; Insecta; Lepidoptera; Sphingidae. Gene Ontology annotation, biological process: multicellular organism development; positive regulation of DNA repair; cell differentiation.
AUUAUCAGGCGAAGUCAACCCCAGCCCGUGCGGUUCAGAGUCCACAUCAAACUCCCCGCCAUCUCUCCUCCAGGAUGCUACACUUCCCGCAUUGCUAGUCUCUGGAACAUCAACCCUGUUCCAAAACACGACGACCACGAGCAACUCGUUGAACACCGUCGAUAGCCUAUGCUUGCCUGGUACAUCCGAGGUGGACAGCUGUGGGCUGGCCAACGGAUGUGCCAGCUCGCUGGGGGGGCUGGCGCUGCCUCUGACGUCAUCCGGCGGUCUGUGCUCGACCUCCUCGACGUCCGCGGUGGCCUGGUUGAUGAAUGAGGAUAGCGUCGGUGGUGGUGUGAAGAGCGAGGUGCGCAGCCCAGGGCUGUGCGAAGCGGACGUAGCUCUAUACAGGGAAACACUGCCGUACGACCAGAGCGCGCUGCCCUACCAAUAUUACAAUAGCAUGCAGCAGUAUGGUAGUGGCAGCGCGGCCUCGUCGUACGUCAAUUCUUCCCUUUACAACCAGCCGUACGCAGCGUACCCGCCGGCACACAACACCACCAAUAGAUCCUCGUGUAAGGCGACGCCGACGUAUCUUAGCGCGUAUGGCGUGAGCGGCGUAGGAAGCGUGCCCAGCACUGGGUUUGGAACCCAACCAUCGCCCUAUGCCUACUCGUCAUACAAUGGAAGCCUGGCUCAAUCGUUUCCUACUACCCAACAGGACUACAGCAGCUACGCAGCAGGUUACGCGGAGCACAAUGUCGCACAAUACAGCGGAUAUUACGCUGCACCAAGCUACUCUCCUUACGUCAGCUCGCCUAGUAGCAGCGGCAGUGCUGGACACACUUCUUACCAUUUGGGGGGCGCCUUAUCAGAUUCCCCAUCAUCAAUGCUACCGUCUCUAAACGACACAAGUCCACUGUCCCCUAUCAAAGCCGAGGUGCAUGCAGCCAGCAGAAGAUGUCGAGAGAAUUCAGGUGAGAGCACAGCAAGCAGAUCGGGCAGAGGCAGGCGGAACACAUCCUCGUCACCAGCUCAGCAUGUUCCAGAACCGGCUACAGAUAGAGUGUUCAUCUGGGACCUGGACGAGACCAUAAUCAUAUUCCACUCGCUGCUCACUGGCACUUAUGCUACUAAGUACAAUAAGGACACACAGCAAAUAGUCCAGUUGGGUUUCAGAAUGGAAGAGAUGAUAUUCAGCCUGGCUGACACGCAUUUCUUCUUUAAUGAUGUUGAGGACUGCGACCAGGAGCACAUAGAUGCCGUGGCAGCUGACGAUAACGGCCAAGACCUGUCCGCGUACAACUUCGCAACAGACGGUUUCCACGCGGGCGCGGCGCCCAACACCGGCCUCUGCGCUCCUGGUGUGCGCGGCGGCGUCGACUGGAUGAGGAAGCUCGCCUUCAGAUAUAGGAAGAUCAAGGACACGUACAAUAACUACAGGAAUAGUGUGGGAGGUCUAUUGGGUCCAGCAAAAAGAGAACAAUGGUUGCAACUGCGCGCUGAGUUAGAACAAGCGACCGACAACUGGCUAACGCUCGCUUGCAAGUGUCUCAACAUGAUCAACUCCAGGGAAAACUGCGUGAACGUGCUAGUGACGACCACGCAGCUCGUGCCCGCUCUGGCGAAGGUGUUGCUGUUCGGACUCGGCGGAGUGUUCCCCAUAGAGAACAUAUAUUCGGCCACUAAGACAGGAAAAGAAACAUGUUUCGAGAAAAUAAAGCAACGAUUCGGCGAACGGUGUACGUAUGUAGUGAUAGGCGAUGGGCAAGACGAAGAGGCGGCCGCGAAAGCGAAGAAUUAUCCCUUCUGGAGGAUAUCGAGUCACUCCGACAUCGCCGCGCUGUACAACGCGCUAGACAUGGGCUUCUUAUGAUUUGCUGCGCUCCUGGUAACACAAAGCAAGCGCGAGACUAAAUAUACGAAAAAAAUGUACAUAUUCAGAAACAACUCUCAUGGUAUUCUGUUGUCCUGGUAACAUUGGUCAAAAAUAUUUUGCAAUUGAUUUCAAUCCGAUGGAAAUCGGAUGUUGGUUCUAUACGAGCGUUUAUCGUACGACUAAUCGAUUCGACAGUACGAUUUUCCUUGAGUGUUUUGCUGCGCAUGAGAUUAAGUGUUGUGCGUACAAAAUUCAAAUAUAUUGACAUUUCCAUUUUUCCAAAUAUCCAAUUUAUUCCAGCCCAGUAAAUAUUUUCAUACACAUAUCCACUAAUUAAUAAAACAUAAUUGCCAUGUAUACGCAUUGUGCCAAUUUAUGCAAUUGUCCAUAAAAUAAAAUCAUUUUCAUUUUCUUUGAAAUACUGUCUUAUAUACUAAAAAUAGGUCAAGAUAAAACUUUCUUGUAAGUAAUAUUUGUGAUAAUGAUAACAAAUGGAAACUAAAAAAUAUUAAAAGAAAAUACGAUAAUCACCAAUUGUUGUCAUAUUUAGUUCGAAUGGAAUAUAAUGAACUGAAUUGAACCAUUGAAAUUUGGAAUUUAUAUGCAACAAGUGUUCCUAAUAUAACCUUGAUUUUCUGCUAUCCUAGUACGCAUACUGUCAUUUAAGGAAUUAAAAAUUGUUAAUAUAGUUUGAUCUGCCGUAAUAGGAUUAAAAUGCCAAAAAAUAACAAAUUAUUACUUCCAACAAAAUUAGAAUUCAUUUUAUUUUGCGUCGUAAAAAAUGUCGUCUAUAUAACAAAUUUCGUCAUAAUAUUCAGCCCCGUAUAGACGUUUCAUAAUAGUGUUGCCUCAGAACAAUAACAAGCAUAGAA